Messenger RNA from Penicillium atrosanguineum, 4599 nucleotides. Its product is annotated as putative anucleate primary sterigmata (ApsB). NCBI's taxonomy places the organism in Eukaryota, Fungi, Ascomycota, Eurotiomycetes, Eurotiales, Aspergillaceae. The coding region runs from base 1 to 4599 and encodes 1532 amino acids. Gene Ontology annotation, cellular component: microtubule organizing center. The transcript is spliced from 2 exons. The record is from RefSeq and is a predicted model, not a curated record.
AUGUCGACCAGGGCGAGAACCCCAGUUGCGACACCUCCGAUCGACAGCCCGCCUUCGGUGCGCACUUCCCACUCACCUGGCGCAUUCCUCACCCCGACACCCUCGGCCCUGGAUGCCGAUCUAAGCGCUUCAGACUACUUCAUGGCCGACGACGCGCGGGGGGCCGUCACCCCGAGUAUCGACGACCCUGUUACUCACCCCGAACACCCCGAACCCGAACUUGACGCGCACGAAACCACAUCUACCGAUGACAAGAAAAAGGAGAAUGGGGCCACCGCCACGGACUUACAGGGCCUUGAAGACCACAGCAUCCUGCCUCCCUUGAUCGACUGUGACGACAGCAGCUUGUUCCCCUUGUCCGAAAAUGGCGACCACGAACGGGCGAACAACCAAACCCUCAUAGAGGAACAUGAGAUGCGCCGGAAGCUGAUGGACAUGGAGUCGAGCUUCCUGCCUGAGCCCUCGACAAUUGACAUCGCUGCGACUGGUCCCAGGGCCGGCGCAGACGAUACCUACCUCGUUGGAAUUGGUGGUGACUACGAUGCGGACACAACACAGCAGACCGAGUCGUCUCAAUUCUCUUUUAUACCGCCAUCAGAGACCUACACCGACCAGGAGCAUAAUCGAUAUGCCCUCACCGAAGGAACUGAAACCGUGGAUUCUGAAGUGAUGCCGGGCGCGCAUGAACAACAACAAGCAGAUAAUGAUGAAACUUUCGAUUCCCUCGCAUCGUCACCUACAGCAUCAGCCGCCGUCCGAUCCGCGUAUCGCAAUCAGUCUACACUCUCCGAAAAUAUUCCCGAUAGCAGCCAGAUUUUCCAAGAUGAACGACCGUUCAGAUCUCAAAUGUCCCAAUCAGAUAACGAGUCGCAACUUACCCCCUCAAAACUCCGUCAAAACUCUCGCGAUUUGUCUCCAGGCGCCUCGAGAUUAUUCAGUGACCAUAGUAGUGCCGGAGGUAGUCUCUCCCGAAGAGGAAGUAGACCCAAAUACCUCACUAGUCGGCAGUCCACAAACCGUUUGUCAUACUCUUCAGCCGCAAGCAAUAAUACCGAAACUACCAACAGUGAUGCGACACUUGGCGCCGACUACGCGCUCCAGUCUGGAGGAGCAGCCUCUGAGAAUUGGGGCAACGUCAAUGCAGGAUCUCGCGACCAUAUGACCCGGACGACUAGCCUCGGAAGCAUGGCUUCUGGCGUUUCAGGAUAUAGCGAAGAAAAUUCUGUUGAGAGACGACAUGCCGUGUCAGGAGAUGGUGGCUUGCAGACACUGGAAGAGGAAAGCUCACCGCAGUCUCCACGACAGCACCCAGGCUUCGAUGGACACUCAGGACCGGAAACGCCCAAGGCCAGACCUCAGGAUAGCUUUCCGACCGACACCGCAAUUGCAGAGCGCGUCAAAGGUAUUCAAGUUCCCACCAACUUCGUGCAACGUUUCCGAGAAGACUUUGGGAACACGGUGCCCUCUCCAGAUAAGCGUGCAGGUGCUUCAACUCCGGCAUUUGGCCGAAGUGGUCGAACCAUGACUCUCAAGGAGCAGAGCAGUACCAUUGAUCGUCUUUCGAAGGAAAACUUUGAUUUGAAGAUGCGCAUUCACUUCCUCAAUGAAGCUCUGAACAAGCGGUCCGAGGAAGGCAUCAAGGAAAUGAUUUCCGAGAAUGUCGAACUCAAGUCGGACAAGUUGAGGCUGCAAAAGGAUAACCACGGGUUGAAGCGUAAGAUCCGUGAUUUGGAAAAGCAAAUGAAAGACCAGCAGUCUGACAAGGACUCCAUGGUGAAUCAUGAUCCUGAGGCGUCAGAAGAUGACCGGGACUCAGCACAAGAUGGAGAGCUAGUGUUCUUGCGCGAGCGUGUUGAAACCUACGAGCUCGAAAUUGAGCGAUUGAGGACCGAAAGCAUUUCCCGAGAAGCCGAGAAGCGACGCCUGGCUGAAAUGGUCACUUCGUUGAGUGAGAACCGAGGAGGGUCAGAUUCGGGUGCACGCGAAGAGAGAAACAUGUGGAAGGAUAUGUUGGAUGCCGAGACAGCAGCCCGUGAACAAGCCGAAGAAGAAAACCGCAGACUGCGUGAUGAGACGCUUCGGGGUGCUAUGAUGAAUACAUCCACAAGCAAUCCACUCAUGAUGGAGCUUGAACUCUUGAAGCAAGAGAAUGCAGAAUUGAGAAAGGAAGUCAGCGCACAGACUUCGAUGCUCACAUCUCGCAACCGAGAGAAGGAGCGUCUGUACCAGGAGAUAGAAGAAUUGAAGCUUGGUUCACGGCGCGAUGGCAGCCGAUCCGUUGCCGGAGACAGCAUCCUUGAUCGCUCAGCGUCACGCGCUCAGAUGCGGCCGGGGUCUGAACACAGCGACGGCACUGGGUCGCAUGGUUUUAUGGACCGCGAUGAACUGGAAGCUCGGAACGGACAGCUUCGUGAUCAAUUGUCGACACUCAAGCUCGAGAACCAGGCAAUCCGGGCUCAGCUCAACGAUUACGUCAAUGAACUGGAAGAACUUGAUAAGGCUUACCAGGCUGAUGUUGACCAAGCAGAAGAGGAGAUGACAAGCCUGGGCCAGGAGCGAGAUCAGGCCAUCCUGGAACGAGACCAAGCCAUGCAGAUCGCUGAUGAGCGUGAGGCUGCUUUCCAGGAUCUUCGUGGCGAGGCACAGGAAGAGCUGGACGCUCUUGGUGAAGAGCUUGACCAGAAGAUUGUCGAAUGUCAGCGCCAGAACGAAGACCUGAGAAACCAGGAUGAGAGCCUCAAGGUUUUGCAGGCAGAGAUGCGUUCCGCUAGCGAAGGUAUCAUUCGCCUGGAGGAAGAUGCACAGAACAACCUGGAGAGGUACAAGGCUGUACAGCAGGAGCUUGAAGAAACCAACCGCGAGAUGGAGGAGUUGGAGAAGGGUCUGUUCGAAGCCAAUUCCAAGGUGCAACGCUUGACCGUGCAGAUCGAAUCAAGCCAGAACGAGAUUGCCUUCCUUCGAGAAGAGCAAGAUGGCGAUAAGAUCCGCAUCGGGGAUCUGGAGUCCGAGUUGAAGACGUACCAUAUGAGCUUGCACAGCGAAAAGGAGAAGACUAGAGAGCUGGAGCAACGGUUGGCAGAUGAGCGACACCAGCGUGAGGUUGUUGGAAGCAAGGAGAAGCAAGAGGUCCAACGACUUAUGAACGAGUUGAACCGUGAGGCCUCGGCAGCCAAAGAAGAGGUCCGUAGGCUGAAGAAGAGUUUGUCCACUCAAGAAAUUGAGACCACUACCUGGCGCGAACGUCUCAUGGAUCUUGAGAACAACCUCCGAGAGACGCUGGGAGACCUCAGCGGCAGCCGAUCAAGUCUUAUUUCCAACAUCAUGAAACUCCAGAAAGAACUCGAGUCCACCGCACUUGAAUUGGAAAGCUUGCGGCAGCAGUUCGAUGAGAAAGACUCGCUACUUCGAAACCGUGACGCUCUCCUGGAGAGUCAUGGACUGGAGUCCCGGAAGCUCUCCGAGCUACUGGAGCGUGAGAGACAAGCUCGCCGAGCUGAUAAGCAAUCCUUCGAGCAGUCUCUCAAGUCCCACCAUCAAGCAUCUCGCACGAUCACUCAAAAUAACUCUCGCAUUACGGAUCUUGAGAACGUUCGAAACCAAGACCGCAAGCGAUUCACAUCCCUCGAGCAACAGUUCCGGGAUCAGUUAAACGAACGCAAUACGAUGUUCCUUACCAUUUGGAAGAGACUGUCCUCGAUCUGCGGGCCAGAUUGGGCCCAUUCGAACAGUCUGAUUAACGGCAACCUUCCCAGCCAGGAGGUCAUUGGAAACAUCUUGUUUUGGCCUGGCUUUAGCCGUAACUUAAUGCUUGCUCUCAAGACCGUUGAGAGUGUGGUCACCGGGUUCAAGGGUAAGAUCAAGAGCAUCGAACAUGACCUGACCAAGCAAUAUACAAACCUCGAGCAUUCCUUCAACCAGCGAGCCCGGAGACUCGAGCGAGUUGAGGAAACGGUCAAGACCAUGCGGUCCGGACGAGGCCACUCGGGUUCCUCAUCGUCAUCAGAAGCGGCCAAGUUGCGAGGAGAGAACCGACUCUUGAAGGCUGAGAUUAAUCUGCUCCAGUCUAAUAGCCGGACUCAUGGGUCGGCCUCCGCGGCGGCAGCGGCCGUGAUGUCUCCUCGGUCUCCAUCUCUCAGCGCGGCAGAGAACGUGGAACGAUCGCUGGCGCGUCACAACUCCACUUCUGGCAUUGGGGACCGGCCUCGCUCGGAUAGAACCCUUGCACGCAGCUCCACAGGCCUUCCUCAGCCCUCUCACGCCUCUUCAACCAGCACUCUCACCAAUAAUGCGGGAGCAAUGACGCAUCGCUCGCGCAGUGGCACAGCCACCUGGGAAGGAACCGAUGACAAAUGGCAUCAUCGAUUGCACGAGUUGGAGAAGCGACUCAAGGCUGAACGAGAAGGCCGUCUUCUCGACCGCAGCGGAGCCCGAAAGCGGCUGGAGGAGCGUGAUGUCGAGAACCAGAGACUUCGUGAUCAACUCCUACGAGAACGUACACGACGUGGUCCAUCUGGGAUCCAGCCUGGUCGUGUCCCGACCUCUGAUGAAGGGCAGACAUCGAGUGAAGGAGAGGGCAUCACGGUGGACAUUGAAGUAUGA